AUGAAGGGUGUAGCAUGCAAGCUGCGACUACGGUUUAAAUUCGCAACUCGACAACCACCACGGCUGCUCCUCUCCUCUCAUACAGGGCCACGCCUCCUUGAUGACAAUGAAGUUGAACUUGGAGAACUUCUGCUGUCCUUGAACUACCUUCCCAGCGCUGGAAGACUGAACGUAGACAUCAUUAGAGCAAAACAGCUGCUUCAGACGGACAUGAGCCAAGGAUCAGAUCCCUUUGUGAAAAUCCAGCUUGUCCAUGGAUUGAAGUUGGCAAAAACAAAGAAGACCUCUUUCAUCAAAGGUACCAUAGACCCCUUCUACAACGAGUCCUUCAGUUUCCGGGUGCAGCAGGAAGAACUCGGAAACGCCAGCUUAGUGUUCACAGGUAUGUGGGCCAGGCCGCGUCAGUCGUGUCUUUUAAAUAUGUGUUUCGGUUUCAAAUACAGAAAACCAGGAUUAUGUUGUGUCCGAUCAGACAUGCCUCUGAAGAUGUCAGUUGUAGAUGUGGGCAAAAAGUUAGGCACAAAAGACCACCACCACACAGCCUGGAAAACCCACCACAGCCAGUUGAUUUCAGCCAUGAAAGCUUUUACAGUAUGGUGUCCCUGGAAGCUCAAAAAUGUAAUAGAUAUUGCUGGACACAGAUGUAUUUUCUAUGAAUAA
Sphaerodactylus townsendi is the source of this 660-nucleotide messenger RNA. RefSeq names its product protein kinase C-like. The record is from RefSeq and is a predicted model, not a curated record. Gene Ontology annotation, molecular function: calcium-dependent phospholipid binding; syntaxin binding; calcium ion binding. The transcript is spliced from 3 exons. Lineage: Eukaryota; Metazoa; Chordata; Lepidosauria; Squamata; Sphaerodactylidae. Gene Ontology annotation, biological process: regulation of dopamine secretion; calcium-ion regulated exocytosis; regulation of calcium ion-dependent exocytosis. Bases 1 to 660 code for a protein of 219 amino acids.